GCUGCGCUGGCUGGAGGGGAGGCUGCCGAGCGAGGGCAGGAGAACUGUUUCCAGGCACCCAGCCUCCUACCAUGUCUGACCCCAUCACACUGAAUGUUGGGGGCAAGCUCUACACAACCUCACUGGCAACCCUGACCAGCUUCCCUGAUUCUAUGCUGGGUGCCAUGUUCAGUGGGAAGAUGCCCACCAAGAGGGACAGCCAGGGUAACUGCUUCAUCGACCGUGACGGCAAAGUGUUCCGCUAUAUCCUCAACUUCCUGCGGACCUCUCACCUGGAUCUGCCAGAGGACUUCCAGGAGAUGGGUCUGCUCCGCAGGGAAGCUGACUUCUACCAGGUACAGCCCCUGAUUGAGGCCCUGCAGGAAAAGGAGAUAGAACUCUCCAAGGCAGAGAAGAACGCCAUGCUCAACAUCACACUGAAGCAGCACGUACAAACAGUCCACUUCACCGUGCGCGAGGCACCACAGAUCUACAGCCUGUCGUCUUCCAGCAUGGAGGUGUUCAACGCCAACAUCUUCAGCACAUCCUGCCUCUUCCUCAAACUGCUUGGCUCUAAGCUCUUCUACCGCUCCAAUGGCAAUCUCUCCUCCAUCACCAGUCACUUGCAGGACCCUAACCACCUGACUCUUGACUGGGUGGCCAACGUGGAAGGCCUUCCAGAGGAAGAAUACACCAAGCAGAACCUCAAAAGGCUGUGGGUGGUCCCUGCCAACAAGCAGAUCAACAGCUUCCAGGCCUUUGUGGAGGAGGUGCUGAAGAUCGCCCUGAGUGAUGGAUUCUGCAUUGACUCUUCCCAUCCACAUGCUCUGGACUUUAUGAACAAUAAGAUCAUCCGGUUAAUACGGUACAGGUAAAAAGACCCUAGUCACACUGGGGAAGGAGUUCCCAAGGAAGCUCUUGUGAGCUGAGGCUCCGAGGAGAGUGUCUCGCCAGUGGCAGGAGGCGGUGAACUAUACUAAUCUGCAUUAAUUGCACAGCAGGACCUGAUUCCCCGUGACAAAGUCCACCUUCUGGAAUCCACAUGUCCUCUGAACAGAACCACCUUUUCUUGCCAGGGGAACUGGUGAUGGGUAGCUUGUGGUGACAAGCUAGAAGUCAGCUGAAACAUACGAGAAGAACCCACAGAGGACCCUCUGGCUAGGACAAAGAGUAGCAGUUUUCUUAUGGGUUAUCACCUACCACUACUCAGUGCCCUGCUAAACCACCUCCAGAGAGAGCCCUGGCGGCUGACGGGUAGGGUGGAAACAAGAGCCCUUUUUCGUUUCCUAGGACACAACAUGUACAGCAAACCCCAUCACUCCUGCUCUUUGCUCUGAAGGAUACGCCCAGGCACCAGGACACCUUUGCCCAAAGGCAACUAUAUUUAGGUAUUUUAGAAUGCAAUAUGUUCCCAGAACCCUUUGUGGUUCCACUCAGGGAGAAAGUUGAGCCAUGGCAUGGCCUAGGGGAGUAAGUGUCCAGGCUUAGGCAGGAGGGGGUGCCCCUCCUGAAGAGGCUGAACUGAAGGAUUCUUGACUUCAGACAUUGGUUGUUGUCCCUGCAAAGAUGUGAUAGUGUUGAAGCCAAGAAGAUGGAAGACACUUCAUGACCCAGCUGUUGCUUGACUCUUGUAGUCCUUGCCCCAUGGAUCGCAGGCAUCACUGACACCAGUCAGUUUAAACCAAUAACACACUGUGAACUCUCAGGGUUGGAAAAUGA
Rattus rattus (black rat) is the source of this 1698-nucleotide messenger RNA. It is a transcript of the gene Kctd21, whose product is annotated as potassium channel tetramerization domain containing 21. The transcript has 2 exons. The record is from RefSeq and is a predicted model, not a curated record. NCBI's taxonomy places the organism in Eukaryota, Metazoa, Chordata, Mammalia, Rodentia, Muridae. Gene Ontology annotation, molecular function: histone deacetylase binding; cullin family protein binding. Bases 72 to 854 code for a protein of 260 amino acids. Gene Ontology annotation, biological process: protein homooligomerization; ubiquitin-dependent protein catabolic process.